Tremella mesenterica DSM 1558 is the source of this 3417-nucleotide messenger RNA. RefSeq lists its product as uncharacterized. NCBI's taxonomy places the organism in Eukaryota, Fungi, Basidiomycota, Tremellomycetes, Tremellales, Tremellaceae. The coding region runs from base 1 to 3417 and encodes 1138 amino acids. Gene Ontology annotation, cellular component: cytosol. The record is from RefSeq and is a predicted model, not a curated record. Gene Ontology annotation, molecular function: protein binding; mRNA binding. The transcript is spliced from 18 exons.
AUGGAAGUGGAUCAUGUCGAGUCGCAUGGGACUGAGCAGCAAGCGGACAGCGUCCAACAGCUCGAUCACUCAGUAGAAGACGCAGCCAACGAGCUCGGUGAGCUCUUGGUCAAGCUCGACCUUCAGCCAUUGAGCGUACCUCUCCUCAGUCGGCAGAUAUGUCUCCUUCGCAGGUUGGGAAUGAUAGAGGAAGCAUUGGAGGCUCGACUCAAACUUUCUUCGCUGAUCAUGCUCGAUCAAGACACUUGGCUCUCGUACUUUGAUGAUCUCUUCGAAUCCUCCGUGCAGCCCGUGACUUUGGACGUCUUCGUCGAGAUGCUGGAGCGUUUUGAUCAAGCUGAAAAGGACUACUUAUCCAGCGCUGUGCUGGUACGACAUGUCGAGUUCAUCCUACGAUGCACCUCUCACCUCUAUCCCCCUCCCGAAGACUCCCAGCUCUCUAAACCUUCCAUCAGCGUCGAGGCAGAUGUGGCUGAGUUUCUGUCCGAGGAGACAGUACGGGGAAUGCUUCAGGGCGUGGUACAGCGAGGCAAUCAAUUACUGGGCGAGAGUCAUCUGCUAUGGCAACCAUGGAUCGAUUGGGAAUUAGAUCUAAUGAAGACGAAAAUCGAUGAGGAGCAGAGGUCCUCUCACAUCGACAGAAUACAUGCAGCAUACCUGGACCGUAUGACUGUCCCGCACUCCACCUUGGAUGCCACGUCUAGCUCUUAUUCGAGCUUCUGCUCCCAAUAUGCCCCGAAUACCUAUGAACAACGUCUGAUAAACGCCACGAACGCCGCACAGAAUGCGAAAUUCAAGUGGAAUGGAGAGAAACGACACGGCAAGACAAGAGAGGACCUUGAACAAGAACUGGCCUAUGCACCUGAUAUCACUGCACAACUUCAAACAUUUGCGUCAUAUAUAUCCUGGGAGACCGAUCAACACGCCAAGCAUCCUAAAAUACCGGGCAAGUCACCUGCUACCGAUGUUUUCUUAACUCGCGGAGUCUUCGAGAGGACAAUCGCAACGUAUGGGCGGAUUGUGGCAGCUUUACAAUCCACGAUAAUCACUACUCCCCCGCCGUCAACCGCAUCCGAAAUGGAAAAUACCGCCAAGAAGGGGAAGGGAAAGGCCAAAUCGACCAGAGAAAUCGAGAAGGCCCGCCGAGAAGAGACGGAGGCCACCACUCAGGUCACCAUUCAGGCGUACAGAGAAGCGGAGGCGGGAAUCUGGAGUCAGUUUGCGGCUUGGCUUGAAGCGAAUGGUCACUCGGAUGCUGUGCAAGACAUCAAAUCUCGCGGGGCAAGAGCAUGCCCAGAGGUUGGAUCCAUUUGGUGCUCCUUAUUAACUCAUAUGGAAUGUCAUGGCGCUGCGCUUGAAGACCUGACGACCACGUUCGAAAAGGCGAUCAACCUGGGCACUUUGGGCCGAAAAGGCGUCCCCUGCACUGCUCUUGUUGACGUCUUCCUACAUCGAGCCGCGUUUGAAAGUCGAGCUGAACCGGUCGAGGAUGUCGAGGGUGACUAUCAUCCGGUAAUACAAACUCUGAGUCGAGGGCUCGAGGCAGUUGUAAAGUUUAGUCAAGCUGGUGAUCCAAGCUUGCGCCUCGAGAAGUUUUUAUUGGACUGGGCUGAAUCACGAGCUCCAAAAUUCUUGAACGAAACUAUCUCACUCCUGAGCAAACCCAGUAAAAGCCGACUAUCAUCCUACCAGAUGACGAUACUGCGAUCGGGCAUCGAAACCCGUCGGGGAAACAUUGAAGAAGCUCGAAAUCUCUUCACUACUGCCCUUCAGAGAUCGGACUUGGACUGGCCAGAGGCUGUCUACGAAGCCUUCAUACAAUUUGAGAAUGUGCAUGGUGACCUCGAUACCGUACUCGACGCUAACAAGCGGAUAGCGAAGGCUCAAGAGAAGCUUGCCAAACGUAGAGAGAAAGCCGCACAGGAGCAGACGGCGCAGUAUCAAGUCGUCGCCCAAUCCGGCACGUCAGCCACAACCGCUGAGCUCUUGGUACCAUCCACUGCCGUGGCAGUCGACGGCCAAGGACUUUCGACGGCAGCUCCGGUCACCACUGCGCAGGCAUCUACUUCGCAGGAAGCAGAGAAUACACCCCUCAAGCGGCAAUGUGGUCCCAUACGAGAGACAACCAUCUUAUCCGAGCAUGAGCACGAUCAUAUUGCAGCCUUGGUAGAGUUCCGAGAUGUUGAUUCCAUCCCCGACGCCCUGACUCGGGAUCGAAAAAAGCUGGCAGGCAAUGAGGUGGCCGUCUCAAUGCUAUGGCGGUCGACCUUAUUCAUUACCAACUUCCCACGGAGCAUGGACGAUGCUGGCAUCCGUCAACUGCUUUCAUCGUAUGGCCUCAUCCUACAAACACGAUGGCCCAGUCGUAAAUACGCAGAUUCUCGGCGCUUCUGCUACGUCACAAUGGAUUCACCAGCGUCGGCUCAGAACGCCCUGCAGCUGCAUGGGCAACCAACAACAGAAGGCUUCAAUCUCACCGUCCUCAUUUCUGACCCGUCAGCCAAGGCGCGCAGAUCGGAUACAUCCAAGACGACAUUAUUUGUGGGUGGUCUGACGGCUAAGAGCACCGCACCAGAUGUGGAGAAGCUCUUCAGUCAGCGCGGCGCAGUGCAACACGUCAACCUGGGUUGGGAUCAGGCUAAGCAGAUCUGCAAAGGUUUCGCCUUCGUGGAGAUGGCCACCGAGGCCGAUGCUCAGGAAGCUUUGAACCUGCACGGCUCUCACAUCAACGGCCGAUACCUGAAAGUUGAGAUGCAUGAUCCGAACCACGUUACCAAAAAACGGACGACAAGUGCCCCCAGAGAAGCUAUCGAGAGAAGAGCCAGAACGGUCCGACUAUCUAAUCUUCCAUCGGAUACUCAAGAGGGUUUGCUUCAACAAGCCUUGGAGAAAAUUGUUUCGGUCAAAAGGCUCGAACUGUUCAGCAAGGUUCACCAGGCGGUGGUUGAACUCGAGUCACAAGUGGAUGCUGGACUACUUCUCUUGCAAUCUGAACCAUUCAUAUUUGGUGGCGCUACGAUAGAGAUCCGAGAAGAGCAACGAAGACCACUCCCCCACAAGAGCGAUCAUACACCUCCCGCAGCAGGGCAGGCGACAGUCGCACCCUCCACAUCACUUUCGUUCGCUCCUCGUGCGGCCAGAAGAGGAGGCAAAGCCAUCGGGAAGGGUAGACAAGCGCCGCCUCAAGACAAAUCGCUACAUCCCUCUUUCGUCAAGGCAAGCACUCACUCAAACAAUGAAACGGACAGUGGACAGGUGGAUUUCCGUGCAAUCGUCGCUGCGAAGAAUAAGCAACGGCAAGGUAAACUGCUGGAAGCGCGACACGAGCAAUCUGUUGGUGGUGAAUCACAAAAUGGAGUGAAGCGAUCCCCAGAGGAGGCCUCAGAAGCACCAGGGGCAAAAAGAUCAAAAAACUAG